Messenger RNA from Pelagomonas calceolata, 1726 nucleotides. The record is from the annotation of a GenBank genome assembly. Lineage: Eukaryota; Pelagophyceae; Pelagomonadales; Pelagomonadaceae.
GCCCACCCGUGGAACGAGCGUUGUACUUUCUUCUGUACAUUGUAGCCCUACCGCAGUAUAAUAUUAUAUCGAAAUUAACGCACUCAAACAUGGCUAAUUCAGCUUACACACACACAACUUCUCCUAAGCCCUUGUUGUCAAAGAUGAAAAAAACGACGUACAGAGCAGAGGACGAAGAAAACAUAAUAACAAACAACAUAAUGUUUGAUCGACGUGUUGUACGCGGCAAUACGUACGCCGCCCAGGUUGUAACUCACAACACGCAGCGGGAAGUUGAGCGUAUGAGAUAUGAAAGCGAGCGGACGCUACGGAGGGACGCAACAUGCCAACGCAAGGAGCGGCUAGCUAAGCCAAGCACCCCUCCGCCCGCAGAAGGGAGAGCUCACAUCAAAGCUCAAACAGACACUUUCCUCGAAGAACUGUCUGAUCGCCCGGUGGAGAGUGAGGCUGUGACGCAAACUGAGGCUAUUUUGGACCGACCUCCAUCGCCUUUGUUCAUCCCAUCAAAGACUGGAGUUGACAAAGAAACGGAUAUACCUGGCGGUGACCUUUUUGAUUUUGACAUUGAGGUAAAGCCAAUACUCGAGGUAUUAGUUGGUAAGACCCUGCGCGUUUCAAUGAUGGAGGUAAUGGAAGAGGCCGAGCUUGAUGCUAUUCAGCGCCGCCAGAUGGAAUUUGAACAAAUGCGGAAUGCUGAGCUUGUUGAGGUCCAGCGCCUUGAUGCAGAAGCCUCGAGGCGUUUCGCAGAAAAGCAGCGGCGUUUCACUCAGGAGACGGACCGGCUUCGUCAGCAGGCAGAGCUUGGGCAAAAGGUUGCAGCCCGUGCAUUUGCCAGGAGCUAUCUUGCGAAUCUUUCCGAGCUUGCCUUCGACCAGCUUGAAGACUCAGGCCACUUUGUUGAUCCUGUUGAGAAGGAGAUUCAGGAUAGCUUCAUCCCAUGGUUAUUCGAUAGUGUAGUUGAGACCACCAAUAAUCAUAUCAGCUCAAGUAGCUGCGUUGAUGCUCUCAUUGUCGACGCAAUUGAACUAGCCAGCAACCUACAGAGCGAUGUCAUUAAGCAAAUAAAACAAAAAGAACGUGCUCGGGUCUUUGCCGUCGAGGAUGCACAAGAAAUAAAAGAGGCUGAGGGGACGGCAAAAUGAUGCCCUUUGCACGCAGCCCUAACCAUACAGUAGCUGGAAACAGCGACGUGGUAUAGUAGCUCGCUGGUGGUCUGUGACUUUACUGGAAGUACACUGGCAAUAAAAGAGGGCAAUGAAUAUGACCUAGAAUUGGAAUCAUCGGCAACUUGCCUCCAAUUUGUCCCCAAGAGAGCAUCGGGCGAACAACCCGGUCAGGUUUAAUACCCUCAGGCUAAUAAACUCGAUACUAGAUGGUGUUGCCAAAAAAUACUAGUACAUUGCGCGACUCAAUUGCGGCACGAAACGCCACCGCGACUUACGCGUUCACCGGCCACCACUAAAUGACUCAAUAAAAGACGAAAUCGAGAUGAGAGGACACAUCACAAAACGAGGUCCCCAGGGUCCCAAGGGCUACCUAGGCGAGCUCGAGAGAGACAGGGACUGCGUGUUGCCCCAGAGCGUAAUCGCUCUUAAGAACACUCAUCCCCCUGACUGAACUUGAAUGCUUCCAAUAAACGACAGUUAUUAGUAGUAUGUCAGUUACGAUGUCCACACACGGACUAAUUUGAGAUUCGAGUUCCCAGCCACUGGCACUUGUGUUCCGG